This is a messenger RNA of Solenopsis invicta (red fire ant), 1855 nucleotides long. RefSeq lists its product as uncharacterized. The record is from RefSeq and is a predicted model, not a curated record. Bases 173 to 1750 code for a protein of 525 amino acids. The transcript is spliced from 6 exons. Lineage: Eukaryota; Metazoa; Arthropoda; Insecta; Hymenoptera; Formicidae.
UGCAAGACAAGAUGCACCGCCCGUGGAGAUCCGCGAUUACCCGUGCGUUUCAAAUGUCAUAAUCUUUCGGCAAAAUCAUCCGCGGUUGCGCUCCAAAUUUCUAUCGUGUAUCGCCCAUUCUUGCCAGAUUUCCAGCUUUAAUUAUCUCAGUUAAUUUCUGACGUUCUGACAUAUGGAACAAAUUUUAGAAACACUGACCAAACAAAAGCUGUCAGAUAAAUUAGAACUAGAGCAAAUCAACAAUUGUGAAGAAUUAUUGCAUAAAUACAUGAUAAAACCAUUAACGCCAAAUAUUUCUAGUAAAAAUUCUAUGAUACUCGAUAACGGUAAUGAAAAGACGAAGAAGGAAGAACUUCUGAUGAGAUUAACUUAUGCAUUAAAGAAAUUAAAUCAAUAUGAAAGAAAUAUAGAUAAAAAGAGCACAGACGUUCCACGUCUUGAUGCAGAAGAUACUUUCACACAAAAAGGUGAAACAUUGCCUCAGAAUGUGGAAGAAAAUAUCAAGGGCAUUAUACAAUCUGCACAAGAAUAUAUAGUAAAAUUGGAUUAUCAAUUGAAAGAUCUCGACAUUGCUGAUCAGCAGAUAGAAAAUAGUAUGACAAAAACGUUAAAAGAUAUAGAUGGGACGUUUCAAUCUUUAUUAGAUGAUGUAUGCUACAAGAUUAAUAAGAGACGCGAACAGCUCAUACUGGAGACAGAAAUUCACAAACACGAGAGUUUGAUACCAUUGAGGGCUUGUAGAAGAGAAGUAGAGACGCAGGUACAAAAUGCACAGAAUAUCAUAUCAAUGAGCGAGGAUAUUCUACGACAUCCUAAUCGAUACAGCGCGAACAAAUUUGGAAAGAUUAUUUCUGCAAGUAACGAUAUAGGCAGGAUCCCAGCAGUACCGUAUUCUGAGGAGCUUCCGAAUAUAAAUUUCGAUCGCCCAUUAAACUGGUGCAAGGAAGAAAUUAUGGAGCAGAUUUCGAAACUUGGCUGUAUUUCUCGCACAGUACCCGUUCAAAUAACGAACAUCGAAGAGAGACCAGCGGGCUUGUUCAUCAAAUGGCACGUAAUUAAUCCGGAAUACUUCGCUGAGGAACAAAAGUUCAUCGUAGAGAAAGCUAACGGGGAAAUUCUUGAUCCGGCGUCGAGCAAAUUUGAGAUGGUGUACAGAGGAUCCGAGACUUCCUGCUUCAUCAGAAAUAUACCCAUUGGUCAACCAGUUACGCUCAGAGUUAAGAUACAAGCGGAUAACGUCGCAAGAAGUAUACAUCACGUCGUGCAGACUUCUAUACCGCCUUACAGUUGGGAACUUGACAACGAGAAUUAUAUGAUUAUUAACGAUAAAAUUGCUGCAAAAGUCACAGAUACUAUAAGUACGUUGUUCUCACAAAGUCCUCAAUUUGAUGCAAAUCAUAUAAUUGAAUUCAAGUUUUUAGAAGUUCCACAAGAAGGAAAUGACAACGAAGGUAUUGCAUUAGUUUAUGAUCCGCAAGGUAGUCACGACACUCUGAAGAGAGCAGCAUCACUGAUGAUCACACAUCAAGGCAAAAUCUUCAUGGACGGUGACGAGAAACUGAUGCGUCUGCCGAGAAUGCGUUUUGGUACGGUCAUUAUGAUCUCUGCCUUCCGGAAAAAUACUCACGUGUUACGAGUGAAUAUUGAGUCUGAAAACAAAUGCGUCACAUAUGACUGGCGUGUACAAACGCCGCUGUAUCUUGCCGCCCGAUUUACAGAGCGUAAUAAGUGGCAUUUGACGAUUGAGUAAACAUAUAAGACACACAGAUUUAUUUUCAUAAUCAUUGAACGCACAAUGUAAAUUUGUGGCAAUAAAGAAAAAGUGCCUUACAUGGGAAGGCGUCACACUCAACCA